GCGGCGCUCGGCCAUGGAGCGCCCGGUGCUGCUCGCCGCUGCCGCCGCGCUGCUGCUGCUGCUACUGCUGCUACCGUCCGGGACCGGGGCCGCCGUGACUCGCCUCCGGGUCUCCGCCAACUUCGAGUGCCGGGCCACCGGUGAGUAGCGCGGGGCAGGGCUGUCAGCGCGGGGCUGCUCCUGCCCGGCCAUACCGGCUGCAGGGUGCGGCGGGAUGGUGGGGCAUCCCCUGCCCGCGGCUACUGGGUCCCGGAGAAUGGGGGGGCGGGGCGCUCCAGGUUUCCGGGCACCGGGCUCCCCGCUUCCGAGGACUCCCGAUCCCCAAAACUUCCUGGCUCCUGGGGCUCCCCGCUUCCAAAGACUCCUGAUCCCCGGGUCUCCCUGUUUCCGAGCACUCCCGAACCCCAAGGAUUCCCGCUUCCGAGGACUCCGAAUCACCGAGGCUCCCGGUUUGUCAGGACUCUGGAUGCCCGGGGCACCUCCCUUCCGACUACACCUCCCCGGGACUCCCCGGGGCUCUCCCCCUUCCAAGCACUCCCAGUCCCCGGGGCUCCUGCUGCCUGCGGGACCCCCGGCGCACGGUCGCCCCGUCUGCUCUCCCCCUGCAGCCGACAGGACGCUGAGCCGCCCCCGCUGCCGCCGCGCUUCCCGCCCCGGGCCGCCGCUGGAGCCGCCCGCCCUGUCGCUGAGCCGUGCCCGGCUGUGCCUGCCCGCGCAGCCCUGCCAGCCCUGCCUGCGGGUGCGCCUGGCCCUGCCCGCCUCAGAGCUCGACGGUGUCCGGGGACUGCAGCUCUCCUUCCUGGAGCUGGGCUCCAACCGGGCUGGCUGGCUGCACGUUUGGCAGCGACGCCGGGUGUUGGGCAGCUCAGCGUGGCAGGUGCAGUUCGACUGCUUCCCGGCAGAGAGCGGGCGGCGAGUCCUCGUCUCCCUUCGCACCAUCCCAGAUCGGGGCUUGGCCCUAAGCUGCAGCCAUAUGGUCACCGCUGAGCCACCCGGGCCUGUCUUUACCCAUGCUUGGGUCCCUGAGGUGCGGGCCAUUGAGGUGUGGGUGCCCGCGGGUCCUGCCCUCCUGGUGCGGCUGUGCCACCAGCUGGCUCUGGAGUGUGAGGAGCUGCCCCGGCCCUUCCACCAGCAGGUGCUGGUGCCAGGAGGCCACCACAUCUCACUGCCCUAUGAGUUCCUGGUGCCCUGCCUGUGCAUUGAGGCCUCCUACUCCCACCACGACAGCCCACGGAGCAAACACUGCCCCUUCCAUGACCGGCCAGAUGCCUAUGGCUCUGAGCUGUGGUCCUCGGUGCGCUUCCAUGACUACAGCACCAGCAGCAAGGACCAGAUGGUGAUGGUGCUGAGUGGCAGCUGCCCCCUGCACCCACGGGCCACCCUCUGCUGGAGGGAGGCAGCAGAUGAGGCUGCACCCUGUCACGACAUCCCCAAUUCCACAGCCAGUGAGGAUGAGCAGAUGUAUGUACUGGACAAGGUGGAUGUGCACCCCCAGCUCUGCUUCCGAUUCUCCUACAAGAACAGCAGUCAUGUGGAGUGUCCCCACCAUCCAGAGACUGCCUGGAAUGUCUCAGUGAGUGUCUGGGGGCUCCAGCUGCACCUGCACCUCACCUCCCGCAUCCCUGCGGCCUUCAGUGCAGCCCUGUGCCAGCGCCGGGGUGGGCAGUGUGAACCCGAGGCCCCGCUCUACACUGUCACACAGCCAGAGGGCUCUGCUCCGGGCGAGUUGGCGCUGCUGCUGCCAGUGCAGGUCCUGGGCAGCUGCGUGCUGGUGUGGCGCUCGGACGUGCAUUUUGCUCGGAAGCAGCUGCUCUGUCCCGAUGUCUCCCACAGGCACUUCGGGCUGCUGGGGCUGGUGCUGGCACUGGGACUGGUGGUGAUUGUGCUGCUCCUCAACUGCCGUGGUGCCUGGAGGCCAAAUGAUGGUGUCCCUGGCAGGCGCCCCGUGCUGCUGCUGUACUCGCCAGACUCAGAGGAGCACCUGGGGCUGGUGUGUGCCCUGGCUGAGCGGCUGCGCUCGGGGCUGGGCUGCGACGUGCGCCUGGACCUGUGGGAAGCGGGUGGCUUGGGCCAGGCGGGUGCCCUGCCCUGGCUCUACGCCCAGCGGGGCCAUGUGGGCCGCCAGCGUGGCACGGUCCUCCUCCUCUGGAGCCGCGGCAGUGCUCGGCUCUUCCAUCGGUGGCAGGUCGGGAUGGCCGACGGGACGCCCGGGGAUGCCCAUGACAUUUUUGGGGCAGCCAUGGCCUGCCUGCACGGGGAGCUGGGGGCGGCGGGCCGCGGCGGCGGGUGGGUCCUGGCAUACUUCAGCCGGCUCUGCAGCCCCUGCGAUGUCCCCCGACCCCUUCGGCCCCUGCCCACCUACCGCCUGCCCCGACAGCUGCCCGGCCUGCUGGGGGCCCUGCGGGGCAGCCCCCCGGCCCCUCGCCGCUGCCGCUGGGGCAGGGCAGGGGGCCUCCUGCAUCGGCUGCUGGAGGUGGGGGCUAGGGAGGGCAGUCCCCCGCCCCAGCCCCCCGGGGCAGCUUCUGGCACCUGAGUGCCCAGGCUGGGCCUGAGCUGGGCAUGGCUGCAGGGGGUUCAGGGCUGGGCGCAGCCCCCCGGUGAGGGCAGGGGUUCUGCCAGGAAAAGGCAGGGCUCAGGUGAGCAUGUGCCCACUGCAGCGGCAGGAGGGGCACCCAUGGGUGCCCCAGGAAGGGCUGCGGGAGUCCAAGCAGGACUGGCCUCAGUCAUGGAGUGUGCUGCUGGGGCCGGAGCGAGCUUCCAGCUGUCAUCUGUGGCCAGGAGCGGAGAUGCUGUCCCGAGCAGGGGCAGCUUUAUUCCCAUACAGGGACCUGCUCCAGAGGAGAGCCCACAGAAGCCCCUUCGGAUGCCACAGCCAAGCGAGGAGUUGGGGAGGCGCAGGAAGAAGCUGAGAGAUGGGGAGGCUCCCUGCCCUGCCCACGCACAGGUGGCUAGAGGGGCGGGUGCUGGGCACAGCCUGGCCCGGCUCUUUGCCUCGACAUUGCUAGCAGGACUUGGUCUGGGGUGGAAGCAAUAAAGGUGUUA
This is a messenger RNA of Pyrgilauda ruficollis (rufous-necked snowfinch), 3042 nucleotides long. RefSeq names its product interleukin 17 receptor E (gene IL17RE). Gene Ontology annotation, molecular function: interleukin-17 receptor activity. Lineage: Eukaryota; Metazoa; Chordata; Aves; Passeriformes; Passeridae. The coding region runs from base 215 to 2533 and encodes 772 amino acids. The transcript has 15 exons. The record is from RefSeq and is a predicted model, not a curated record.